CAGGUGGCAACUACUACAAAACAAACGUCAAAAAAUACCUUUUUUCUGUCCGCCUUUUUCCGGUCGGUCCUAAAACUUGUUAUCAACAUGAGGACUAUUAACUCCAAUCAGUGCGUUAAGAUCCCCAAGAAUAUCAAGGCAUCCGUCAAGGCCCGUGUUGUCACCAUCUCGGGCCCCAGAGGUACCCUUAAACGUAGCUUUAAGCACUUGGCUUUGGAUAUGUACAUGGUAAACAAACGUACCCUCAAAGUUGAAAAAUGGUUUGGAGCUAAAAAAGAAUUGGCUGCCGUCCGUACCGUUUGCAGUCAUAUUGAAAACAUGAUUAAAGGUGUUACUGUUGGAUUCCAAUACAAGAUGCGUGCUGUGUACGCUCAUUUCCCCAUUAACUGCGUCACAUCUGAAGGCAAUACUGUCAUUGAGAUUCGUAAUUUCUUGGGAGAAAAAUACAUCCGUCGCGUUCAAAUGGCCCCUGGAGUAACAGUUGUUAAUUCCACUGCUCAAAAGGACGAACUUAUUGUCGAAGGUAACGACAUUGAGGCUGUAUCGGGAUCUGCAGCUCUUAUUCAACAAUCAACCACUGUCAAGAACAAGGAUAUCCGUAAGUUCUUGGACGGUUUGUACGUUUCUGAGAAGACUACAGUUGUCAAGGAGGAAGUUAUAAAAAUCUUAUUGCAUUAUAUUUAAAAAAAAAUCAAG
Musca vetustissima is the source of this 696-nucleotide messenger RNA. RefSeq names its product large ribosomal subunit protein uL6 (gene RpL9). Gene Ontology annotation, molecular function: rRNA binding; structural constituent of ribosome. NCBI's taxonomy places the organism in Eukaryota, Metazoa, Arthropoda, Insecta, Diptera, Muscidae. Bases 88 to 684 code for a protein of 198 amino acids. Gene Ontology annotation, cellular component: cytosolic large ribosomal subunit; ribosome. The record is from RefSeq and is a predicted model, not a curated record. The transcript is spliced from 4 exons. Gene Ontology annotation, biological process: cytoplasmic translation.